Molecule: messenger RNA, 770 nt
Organism: Daldinia caldariorum
Lineage: Eukaryota; Fungi; Ascomycota; Sordariomycetes; Xylariales; Hypoxylaceae
Exons: 1
Coding region: 444-767 (107 amino acids)
Source: RefSeq, a predicted model, not a curated record
GUUACGAGCUGAAAAGUAAUUUUAAGCUUGCGAAAUCGUAUAAAAACCUAGAUCAAUCUUCCAGGUAUCCAUAUACUUAGUCUAAAUACUUCGUGCAAGUUAAUGUCAUGCAUUCGUCUCAUCUCAUAAAACUAAAUACACCAGCAAAACUCACAUCUACCAAGGCAUCUAUCAAGAUGCUCACUAAGAUCCUUACCCUCGCGACAGCUGCCGCAGCACGAUGGUUUCUUCACCCGCGGAUUAUAUCUGGGAUAUUCUUAAGUGGCAAGCAGGAGAAUCUCACAGAGCCCCGACUGCACCGACAACAGGAUGGUACGGUAAGUAAUACCUAAACCAACUCAACCUAAACCUAAACUUCCAUUACCUUAGGUAGCCUCGGGCCCCUUAAUCUCUUCUCCUCGCGAGACGUCUUGCAGGUUUCAAAUUUCAAUUCAUAUGUUGAAAUGUCAAUCCGCCUACCUGUCUACCUAGACUUCAACGUAUCCGCGCCCGAAUACGGGGACGACCAGGCGCGCGUCCCGGCGUUCUUCGCGCACUGUGCCGGGUUUGCGAACGGGAAUCCCCUGGGCUCGGAGUACUCGAACUGCGACCUGGAAAUGGGGGACGAGGCUGCCGGGGCUGCCGUGCUGGCGCGUGUCCUUCCUGUCCCGGUUUAUAGCCAGGUUCACAUUGCCGUUAGCUACCUGUUCAAUGCUGAGGGGUAUGUUAAGUUCCCUACAUUGUUGAUGGUGCUGCGUCGUAUAGGUUGGGUAUCUAUGUAUAUAUAAAUG